UGCUGGAACAAAAAGCAUACACUUUGAAGACUCAACUGUGUCUUCGAUAUGUGAGAUAGACUGCCCACACGGCUUCCCCCAUGUAUGUAAAAUGUCUGUUGCAGCAUAUGAAAAGGAUUGGACUCCACUUCAAACGCAGAUGUUUUUUCAAGCACCACUGGAUUUCCUCAGAAUGACUCUGGAGAACUUCGUUAAAGAUGAGAUAAAGCGUUCUCUCUUCAUGGCUAUGAUUAAAAGAGAUGGGAAGAUUAGUGGACAAGACUUGGAGGAGGAUGAUAGCCUCGGUUAUGAAGGCAGAACAGCUGCUGAUGAUAUGGUUGGAUCUUACCUCAAGAAGGAAGACGACACCUUCAUGUUUGAUCACCCGUCUAUAUAUGACAGUGUUUCCUUUAUUCUAAGUACAAAACUGUCGAAGUUUGUCAUAGAAAAUUGUAGUUUGUCCUUUAUAAAUCAGCGACUUCGUCUUGCACCCUCCAUAGAAAAAACGGGAAACGCCGCCUGUGAGACAGGCGUGGUUGCAAACAUCUCGUGGACGUAUGCUGGACAUUUAGCAAGAAGAUUUGCAUCUGAAAUUAGACAGUGCAAUUUGUCAUAUGUUUUAUCACACCAGGCAUUUUGUAAUUCAGACUUUGUUGGCUUGCUAAUGGACUGCCUGAAGACCCAGUUUCACAUGCGUGUAUCUGAUAUUGUGAAACUAACUGAUAACUCAUCCAACAAGUCAUUUUGUGAAUUACUCUCCAGCAACAAGUCACAUCAUCUCAUCAAAUAUAUUGUGGAGACAGAAAAUAUCUCCUUCUCCCAGAGUGAAGGAAAGGACAUUUUACUGGGUGUGUGCAAAUAUGCUGCGUGCGAUAUACUCAAAUACAUCAGUGGAUAUAUGAAAGUUGAGAUAAAUGCUACAUACGGUCGGGAGAAAGAGACGCCGCUUAUGCUGGCAGCAAAAACCAGGGACAGUGUGUUUGUCAAUCAGAUUAUAUCUCUUCAUCCUGACCUGAAUGCAAGAAACGAGUUCGGUCAAAGUACGUUUUAUUAUCUUUGUAAAAGAGGCCUCACAUCGGCUGUGGCCCAUGCAAUUGACAUGGGAGUGGAAGUUAAUCAGGAUCAUGGGUACGAUGGACACCCUCUAUACCAUGCCAUAGAGGAAGGCCAUUUAGAGAUUGUGAAACUGUUGGUUAACAGAGGAUGUGAUAUAGAUAACCAGAAAGGUCUUGCAUGUGCUGCUAGUAGCCUGAACACGAACAUGGUACGUUAUUUUCUAGACAGAGGAGCAGUGAUUGACGGCAGUGUUGUGUGCAGAGCUUGUGUGGUCGGUAACGGGAAUAUAGUCGAGAUGCUGUUUGAGAAUGGUGCUACUGUUAAUACGGUGUUACCUAAUGGAGACACUCCUCUACUCAGUUCAUGUGACGGAAACCCAACAGUUGUCUCGAGUUUGCUGACGAAAGGAGCAAGUGUCAAUCAAGCUUCAAAUGUUACAGGUGACACACCACUUCAUAGAGCAGCCAGACGAGGAUCUACACAGUGUAUUGAUGUGUUAGUGAAGGCUGAAGCUGAUGUUAAUGUACAUAAUAAUACAGGUGACACACCACUUCAUAGAGCAGCCAGAUGGGGAUUUACAGAGUGUGUCGAUGUAUUACUGAAGGCUGGAGCUGAUGUUAAUGUACAGAAUAAUACAGGUGACACAUCACUUCAUGCAGCAGCAGCAGAGUGGGUAUCUACAGAGAGUAUUGACGUGUUACUGAAGGCUGGAGCUGAUGUUAAUGUAAAGAAUAAUACAGGUGACACACCACUUCAUACAGCAGCAGCAGCAAUUUGGGGAGGUACAGAGCAUGUUGGUGUGUUAGUGAAGGCUGGAGCUGAUGUUAAUGUACAGAAUAAUACAGGUGAAACACCACUUCAUAGAACAGCAAGACUGGGAUCUACAAAGCGUGUUGAUGUAUUAGUGAAGGCUGGAGCUGAUGUGAAUCUAAAAAACAACACAGGUGACACACCACUUUCUGCAGCAGCAGCAGCAGCAAGACGGGGAUCUACACAGUGUGUUGAUGUGUUGGUGAAAGCUGGAGCUGAUGUUGAUAUACAUAGUAAUACAGGUGAUACACCACUUCAUAGAGCAGCAAGACGGGGAUCUAAACAGUGUGUUGAUGUGUUACAGAAGGCUAGAGCUGAUGUUAAUGUACAGAAUAAUACAGGUGACACACCACUUCACACGGCAGCAGCAGCAGAACGAAGAUGUACAAAAUGUGUUGAUGUGUUACUGAAGGCUGGAGGUCAUGUUAAUGUUCAGAGUAACACAGGUGACACACCACUUCACAGAGCAGCAAUGUGUGGAUCUACAGAGUGUGUUGAUGUGUUAGUGAAGGCUGGAGCCGAUGUAAAUGCACAGAAUAAGACAGGUGACACACCACUUCAUGCAGCAGCAGCAGACCGGGGAUCUACAAAGUGUGUUGAUGUGUUACUGAAGGCUGGAGCUGAUGUUGAUCUACAGAAUAAUACAGGUGACACACCACUUCUUAAAGCAGCAGCAGGAUGGGGACCAACAGAGUGUGUUGAUGUGUUAGUGAAGGCUGGUGCUGAUGUUAAUAUACAGAGUAAUACAGGUGACACACCACUUCAUAAAGCAGCAGCAGAACGAGGAUGUACAAAAUGUGUUGAUGUGUUACUGAAGGCUGGAGCUCAUGUUAAUGUUCAGAGUCACACAGGUGACACACCACUUCAUAGAGCAGCAAGAUGGGAAUCUGCAAAGUGUGUUGAUGUGUUACUGGCGGCUGGAGCUGAUAUCAAUGUACAGAAUAAUACAGGUGACACACCACUUCAUAGAGCAGCAAGAUGGGAAUCUGCAAAGUGUGUUGAUGUGUUACUGGCGGCUGGAGCUGAUAUCAAUGUACAGAAUAAUACAGGUGACACACCACUUCAUAGAGCAGCAAGAUGGGAAUCUGCAAAGUGUGUUGAUGUGUUACUGGCGGCUGGAGCUGAUAUCAAUGUACAGAAUAAUACAGGUGACACACCACUUCAUAGAGCAGCAAGAUGGGAAUCUGCAAAGUGUGUUGAUGUGUUACUAGAGGCUGGAGCUGAUAUCGAUGUACAGAAUAUUACAGGUGACACUACACGCCAUACAGCAGCAAGAUGUGAAUCUACAGCGUGUGUUGAUGUGUUACUGAAGGCUGGAGCCACUGUUAAUGUACAGAGCAAUGCAGGUGCCACACUUAAUUAA
Messenger RNA from Haliotis rubra (blacklip abalone), 3208 nucleotides. RefSeq names its product serine/threonine-protein phosphatase 6 regulatory ankyrin repeat subunit A-like. The record is from RefSeq and is a predicted model, not a curated record. Gene Ontology annotation, molecular function: protein binding. NCBI's taxonomy places the organism in Eukaryota, Metazoa, Mollusca, Gastropoda, Lepetellida, Haliotidae. Bases 173 to 3208 code for a protein of 1011 amino acids. The transcript is spliced from 3 exons. Gene Ontology annotation, cellular component: nucleus; cytoplasm.